AUGACGGCUCAACUCCACGCGCAGAUCCCCACAGAUAACCGCACAGCUUUUGGGUCUGUCAACAUUCCUCCCGUUGUGUUCCCCAAGAAUGCAUCCGCUCCAUCUCCAGACCUGGAUGUGAGCGGCACCGCUACCACUGCAGUCGACGCGCUGAACGAAGCGCUGAAGAAGGCCGACUACUCGACUGCCGCCAAGCUCUUUGUCGACCAAGGCUAUUGGAGAGACCACCUGGCUCUGACUUGGGAAUUCCGCACGGUUCAAGGAACCCAGGGCAUCACCAGCCUCCUGCAAGAUAGCUCCAAGUCGAAAGAUGGAUUUCGCUUGAAGGAGGUUACAAUAAAUACGAGCUCGGCGGGGCGAGCACCCAAAGUGGCUGCUCUUGACGCCGAAGGCGAGGUUCCGGGAAUCCAGUUCUUCAUUACUUUUAAGACUGUGAUUGGAUCUGGAAACGGUGUCGCUAGACUGGUGAAUGACAAUGGAACCUGGAAAUUCUUCUCAAUAUACACAGCCCUUGACGAAAUCGACGGCCACCCAGAGCUGCUCGGUGAAAGACGACCCAAGGGAGUCAAGCAUGGACAGAAGCGAGGCCCUCAGAACUGGGCUGAGACGAGACAACAAGAGAUUACGUACCAGGGCGAGGCCCAGCCAGCUGUUAUAAUCAUCGGAGCUGGACAAGCUGGAUUGACAGCGGCAGCUAGGCUAAAGGCAAUUGGUGUCAAUGCCUUGAUCAUUGAGGAAAAUGGCCGCGUAGGGGACAACUGGCGAAAGCGCUACCACAAUCUCGUGCUUCACGAUACGGUUUGGUACCAGCACCUGCCGUACAUUCCUUUCCCACCGCAAUGGCCCAUCUUUACUCCUAAAGACAAGCUGGCCACCUUUUUCGAGGCCUACGCAACUCUGCUCGAGCUGAAUGUCUGGACAAAGACGAAGCUUGGAGAUGUCAAGUGGGAGGAUGCUACAAACAGCUGGUCUGUCACGGUGCAGCGACAAAAAGAAGACGGCACGACAGAGACACGGACUUUCCACCCGCAUCACAUCAUCCAAGCUACCGGUCUCUCGGGAUUCAAAUUUGUGCCCAAGCUGAAAGGAAUGGAAAAUUUCAAGGGCGAUCGUCUCUGCCACUCUUCAGAUUUCCCCGGAUCAACGCCGAAUAGCACAGGAAAGAAGGCCGUCAUCGUCGGUUGCUGCACUUCGGCCCACGAUAUUGCCCAGGAUUACGUGGAAAACGGCUACGACGUGACUUUGGUCCAAAGAUCAAGCACCUUUGUCGCAUCAUCUAAGUCUGUCAGUGAUAUCUUGUUGCGAGACUUUACAGAGGGUGGCCCUCCAUUAGAGGAUCUGGACUUGCUAUUCCACAGCCAGCCCACCGCGGUGCUCAAGGCCCUGCAUACGUCUUCUGCCAAGAAACAGACUGAGCAUGACCGAGAAACCCUCGAGGGCUUACGUAAAGUCGGAUUCAACGUGGAUAGUGGUCCAGACGGUGCAGGCCUCCUGUUCAAGUACUUCCAGCUGGGAGGGCGCUACUACAUCGACGUUGGUGCCUCCAAGCUGAUUGUGGACGGCCAAAUCAAGGUCAAGCAGGGCAAGGAGAUUGCCGAAGUGCUCCCCAACGGUCUACGUUUCGAAGACGGCAGCGAGCUCGAGGCGGACGAGAUCAUCUUGGCCACGGGAUACGGAAACAUGCGAGAAAAGACCCGCGCCAUGCUGGGAGAUGCUGUUGCGGACAAGAUUGGCGAUGUCUGGGGUUUCGGUGAGGGAGGCGAGCUGCGCAACAUCUUCCAGCGGACUGGCCAUCCGGGUUUCUGGAUCCACGGGAGCAGUCUGGCGCUGUGUCGGUACUACUCGAAGGCGUUGUCGCUGCAGAUUAAGGGGCUUGAGGAAGGCUUGUACAAGUACGGCGAGAAAUAG
Trichoderma gamsii is the source of this 1908-nucleotide messenger RNA. RefSeq lists its product as hypothetical. Gene Ontology annotation, molecular function: flavin adenine dinucleotide binding; monooxygenase activity. The record is from RefSeq and is a predicted model, not a curated record. The transcript has 2 exons. NCBI's taxonomy places the organism in Eukaryota, Fungi, Ascomycota, Sordariomycetes, Hypocreales, Hypocreaceae. Bases 1 to 1908 code for a protein of 635 amino acids.